This is a messenger RNA of Ahaetulla prasina, 768 nucleotides long. RefSeq names its product histone H2A type 2-C-like. Gene Ontology annotation, cellular component: nucleosome. The coding region runs from base 325 to 714 and encodes 129 amino acids. The record is from RefSeq and is a predicted model, not a curated record. Lineage: Eukaryota; Metazoa; Chordata; Lepidosauria; Squamata; Colubridae. The transcript has a single exon. Gene Ontology annotation, molecular function: structural constituent of chromatin; protein heterodimerization activity; DNA binding.
AUGAGAGGAUCCAAAGUAUCUCGAUGCCAUUGGCCCAAGGAGCUUUGAUAUCAUCGCUCCUGCGCGCGCACAUGCAAAUGAGAGCCCUGCCAAAUGCCCGGAGUUCGAUUGGGUAGACCCCGUACCUGCCCUUCCUUUUACUGGUCGCCUUGCGAGCUUGCUGUCUUAUUGGUUCCAAAAUCCUGGUAACAGGUUGGGUCCAAUCAGGAAUGGCGCUGGCGCCUGCGAGGAGGGCAUAAAAGGAGUCGAGGGUUCUCUUGCUUUAAUUGCUAUUUGAUUUUUUGCCCCUUCUGUGUUUGAGCGGAGAGCCGAGUCGGCGUUGCAAUGUCCGGCCGUGGCAAGCAGGGGGGGAAAGCUAGAGCGAAAGCCAAGUCUCGCUCGUCUCGUGCUGGACUCCAGUUUCCCGUAGGGCGAGUCCACCGCCUCCUUCGCAAAGGAAAUUAUGCCGAGCGGGUUGGUGCCGGAGCCCCCGUUUACCUUGCUGCAGUGUUGGAAUAUCUGACAGCCGAAAUUCUGGAGCUGGCUGGCAACGCUGCCCGGGAUAACAAGAAAACUAGAAUUAUCCCUCGCCACCUCCAGUUGGCCGUCCGUAACGACGAGGAGCUCAAUAAGCUACUGGGAGGCGUCACUAUUGCCCAGGGAGGCGUCUUGCCCAAUAUCCAAGCGGUGCUACUGCCCAAGAAGACCGAGAGCCACAAGGCCAAAGGCAAAUGAAGACACCCUCCCUGUAAAAACAGCAGUGUAAAAAACACAAAAGGCUCUUUUAAG